AUGUAUGGCAUAGAAGGUCCCCACCCCCGAGGUCUAAACAAGAACAUGCAAGUCUAUAACGUGUCACGCGACAACAUGCACUGCGAGCUGCAAGGGGACUCAGGAACGCUCAGAUUACCGGUAUGGAUUGACGUGAAGUUCGAUGUACGGGGACGAGCGAAAAUGGCGCUUGAGGCUGGCGAGAUGGCUGUUACGGUGGAGUUCGCCAAAGAUCUUAAGGACAAAGACUUCUUCGGCAAGCAGGACCCAUACUGCAUAGUUAAAGUGGGGACUCAGCAGUACCGCACACGGACCGCCACGGAUGGCGGCAAGCGACCGGUGUGGAACGAGACAUUUCGCUUCAAUGUCCUGAACGAGAAUGAUGCGGAACUCGUCAUCAAAGAUGAGGAUGUGGGUCAUGACGAUAACCUGGGCUCCGCCCGAGUUUCUUUUGCGCGGGCCCGCGAGUAUGGAAGGGACCAGGUCCAGGCGCCCGUGUACACCAAGCACGGCAAGCAACACGGUUUCGUACAUGUGACGCUGAACUUCACCCGAAAUUCUGCCCUUAAGGCACACGGAGCGUACCCAGCGGCGUAUCCAACACAGCAGUAUGCGCAGUACCCGUACCCCCAGCAGGUCCCAGGUAAGUGCACACACGUGGCCAACCAGGCUACAGUGCGGCGCAGCCAGGCUACGGUGUGGCGCAGCCAGGCUACGGCGCCCCACCGCCUGCGUAUGGUGCCCCGAUGCCUGCAUACGGAGCUCAGCCACCUGCGUACGGAGCUCAGCCACCUGCGUACGGCGCACCUCCGCCUGCGUACGGCGCACCUCCGCCUGCGUACGGAGCUCCAGGGGUAUCCACACCAGGGGCAGUAUGGCGCCCCGCCUCCCGCGCAGGGCGCCCCCGCGGCCUACGGCGUUCCCCCACAGGCAACGUACCCGGGCUAUCCGCCGAAGUAA
Messenger RNA from Volvox carteri f. nagariensis, 939 nucleotides. RefSeq lists its product as uncharacterized. Lineage: Eukaryota; Viridiplantae; Chlorophyta; Chlorophyceae; Chlamydomonadales; Volvocaceae. Bases 1 to 939 code for a protein of 312 amino acids. The record is from RefSeq and is a predicted model, not a curated record. The transcript has 11 exons.